AUGAAGGACCUCUCAAGCGUCAAAACCGCCAACAUCAACGCUCGUCCAUCUCCAAUGGGAACACGCCAACCCCUUCCCAGACCCCGUACAGGUUCACAAUUCUUCCCACCCAACAUCUUACAAGACAAAGGGGUUUGCACAGAUGAUAACACCUCUACCCCCACUACCCCCUCACCCAAACCCCGUACCUCCAUCUCCCAAAUGCCCCUCUCCGAAUCAGAGGAGAACGUGACCACUCCAACACUCAACUCUCUCAUCUUCGUGAAGGACACAACGGUUGAGAUGCCCCUUGACACCCUCCACUCCUCACCUGCGCAGACUCCUGCACCAGCGGACGAUGAUGAAAUGACAGACCUUCUCAUCUCCAGCCCACCCCCCACCAAACCCGCCGCAACCACACAGGCAUUGGAAGAGGAUCUACUCCGAGCCCACCUAGCGGUUGCCGAAACCAAUCGGUCCAUUAUUAAAUCCAACGGCACCAAUUCCCUCACUGUCAUUCCUCAGUUCACCCCUGUCUCAAUCGGCGGUUUCCCCCACAUCCACCUUGCCCACACAGCCCAACUCUUCGACUACCAGGCAGCUAAGAUCAUCACAGCCUGGCUCAAAGUCCCUCACCCGAAGAUCCUUGUGAGAGUCUUCGACCAUGACAGAAAGAACCCCUCUGUCAAAGGUCCCAUUCUCAUAGAACGUCUGCGGAAAGCCAUCUCGGACAUCACCCACUUCGUCCACCAAGACGACAUGGAUGCAAAGGUGUCACCGCCAUGCCCCGAUACCAACAAAGACAAGGCAGACUUCCCCAUCAGUUUCUUAGUAUAUAACAUCUCUGAUGAGACCAAUUUCUCCACAAUGGAUACCGCAACUGUCAAGACCACUGUCUGCGAAGUUUGGUCAGAAGACGUCACCAAGUGGGACAUCGGUGAAAUCUUGUCCGAAAGUGACAUCUCUGAAGAAAACAUCCACACCGCAACGUGGAACUUCAUUGACUCACUAUGGGUAGAGCACCUUGACUUUAAGGUUAGCGGAGGAAUUCUUCUCCCGCGCUACAACAUUUUCACUGUCAGCCCCACGAACAACCCCACAGUCUGGACAAAGCUAAGGGCUUAUCUUCACUCCCUCACCUAUCCCUCCGAACUCGAGGGAAGUGGUACAGCAGUCAACUUUAUGCCAUGCACCCUCUGCCACUCAAUCGCACACCCUCAUGGACUCUGUCCAUUCCCAGACGUUCCACUUUGGAACGGUCCCAAGCAUAGUACAAACUCGAGACCCAACAUGACGAACCAGAAAGGGAAAGGCAAAGGGAGGAGGUACCAAGGCAAUGGUCUCCCUAACUAG
Molecule: messenger RNA, 1332 nt
Organism: Suillus discolor
Lineage: Eukaryota; Fungi; Basidiomycota; Agaricomycetes; Boletales; Suillaceae
Exons: 2
Coding region: 1-1332 (443 amino acids)
Source: RefSeq, a predicted model, not a curated record